UCCCGUCUAGGUUAGAUUUGAAAUUUGAAGUGUCAGAUUCAAAAUUUUUAUGAACUUGGAACUGUAGAACUACUAUUGAGAUAUUAUCCCAUUUGAUAUGAUUUGAACAAGUUUCCUACCUUGCUGCAACUCACGAAUUAAAAAAAAAUAUGUUGGAUAUGAAUAAGAAACUUGAUUAUAAAGAGUUGCUCCAAAAAAGGGAUGUGAAAUUGCUCUUUUACAUUUCAAGGAUUCUAUUCCGGAAUUCCCUUUUUUACUUAUACCCAGUGUACAUGUUUCUUCAAUUUUGUAAAGUACUCAAUCAGAAAAAGAAAUAUUCAUUACAAACGAUUAAUGAAGAUAUUAUAUAUCAAGUUGUUGAACCGUCAGACAAACAUCAAAUUGAUGAAAAUUACACUGUGAUAAUCAACAAUCCAUUUUUGACUGGAAAAGCAAAUGCUGUACUCAAAGUUGAACAUGAAGGCAAAAUUAUACAAGUAUAUGUGAAGCCACUAUGUUCGGAGAGUGUUGAAAAAUAUGUGAUAUUUGCCUCGAAAACUCUACUUUUCAAUAUUUCCAAUACCACUGAUUUAAUGUUGAAUCAGAGAAUUGAACAUUCACUAACUGGUACCAUAAGAGGAACAUCUACUGGAAAAAUUGGAUUUGCAAAGGAAAUUCAUUUAGCUGUAAUAAACAGCCCUUUGGAGUUAGAUAAUAUAGUUCUGGAUUCAUUAGUGAAAAAUUAUUUUCAAAAACCUAAAUUAAUAUGUGAAAAUAGUGUAAUUGAAAUCAACAUGAAAAUAUAUCUAAUGGAUAUUCCCUCUAGUAUGACCAAAGUUUUCAAUGCAAAUGAUAAAGUUUACUUUAAAUGCACCAAGGUAUUAAGUAAUGUUGAGAGCAAUUCUAAAAUCAGUGGUAAAUAUGCAGUUUUGGGCGAGACAACAAUCAAACAAGUGGCAAAUAUCCAGAGCUUCCUACCCCCAUGUAUAAAAAUGAAACCCCUAUUAUUUGAUGUACGUAAAGUAGAAAAGAAUCAUAUUCAAUCUUCAAAGUGUCCAAGUGGAUUAGAACAUUAUGCAUAUGAAUUGGAAGCAGCUGUUAAACCAUUCCUAACAAAAAAAUUGGUUAUGAACCCUGCAUUUUUGAUAACUGGAAAGAAAGGGUCUGGGAAAGAAAUAAUUAUAUCAAGCCUUGCUGCAAAGUUUGGCAUGCAUUUCUAUAAAAUAACAAAUUUUGAUGUAACUGCUCAUGUGUAUGCCCAAAAUGAAGUCAAACUUAAGAAUGUUUUCUUUAAUGCCAAACUCUAUGCCCCUUGUAUAUUAUACAUGAAGAAUUUUGAGAACUAUGAAAAGAAUAAUGAAGGUUUAACAGAUGAAAGAAUAAUUUCUCACUUCACCAGUGGACUUAAGACUUUAUUUGCAAAUAACAAAUUCCCUGUUAUAUUGUUCUGCUCAAGUAAUGACGACAAAAUAUCUGCCAGACUAAAGAGAGAAUUCCUCGAGAUAUUCAAAAUCAAUCCACCCACCGAAGAGGAAAGAACUAAAAUAAUUGAAUGGUUGUUUCAAUACCAUCAUCUUACAUACCACGAAGACUUAACCGAAGUUGUCAAAAAAACUAACACUUUUCUUUUUGAAGAUAUGAACACACUUGUAAAAUUAGCAAAAAGUCAACAAACAUGUUCCAAAAAAAUGAAUACCUUGACCAGUGAAAAUUUGUUAUCAGCAUUAGAUUACAUGCAUCUUCAUCAUAAUCAAAAUAUUGGUGCACCAAAAGUUCCAAAAGUGCAAUGGGACGAUAUUGGGGGGUUAAAGGAUGUUAAGGAAGAAAUAAUAAAAACAAUCAAUUUUCCUUUGAAACAUCCAGAAUUUGUGAAUUCAACAGGUCUCAGAAGGUUUGGUAUUCUAUUAUUUGGGCCACCAGGAACUGGUAAAACUCUGUUAGCUAAAGCUGUUGCUACUGAAUGCAAUUUAUGUUUCUUAUCCGUCAAAGGCCCUGAAUUGCUGAAUAUGUAUAUUGGACAAUCUGAAGAGAAUAUAAGAGAAGUAUUUGAACGUGCAAGAGCUGCAUCUCCUUGUAUAAUAUUUUUUGAUGAACUUGAUUCACUUGCCCCAAACAGAGGAGUUUCGGGAGAUUCAGGAGGGGUUAUGGACAGGGUUGUUUCUCAACUGUUGGCUGAAAUGGAUGGCCUUAACGAAAAAGCCACAGUGUUCAUCAUAGGUGCUACAAAUAGACCAGACUUAAUAGAUCCAGCUCUCUUAAGGCCAGGAAGGUUUGACAAACUGUUGUAUGUUGGACCAGCUAUGGAUUUCGCCUCUAGAUUAUCAGUUUUGAAAGCUUUGACAAGAAACUUCAAUCUCAAUGACGAAGUAAGGCUAGAAGAUAUUGUUAAGUUAUGUCCAAGUAAUAUAUCCGGUGCAGAUUUUUAUGGAAUUUGUGCUGAAAGUUGGAUGCAUGCUGUAAGAAGAACGAUUCAGCAAUGUGAGAAUGGUCCAAAAGAUGUCAGGAAUUUCACAGAAAAAGAUGUUGAAGUUGGGACUGAUGAUUUCAUAUAUGCUCUAAGGUCAGUGAAGCCUUCAAUUACAUCAAAGGAUCUAAUGUAUUUCGAGAAACUGAAGAGGGAAAUAAGUUCUAAUCAAUGACAUUAAAUUGGAUGGAGAACA
Messenger RNA from Coccinella septempunctata (seven-spotted ladybird), 2639 nucleotides. RefSeq names its product peroxisome biogenesis protein 6-like. The transcript is spliced from 9 exons. NCBI's taxonomy places the organism in Eukaryota, Metazoa, Arthropoda, Insecta, Coleoptera, Coccinellidae. Gene Ontology annotation, molecular function: ATP hydrolysis activity; ATP binding. Bases 150 to 2618 code for a protein of 822 amino acids. The record is from RefSeq and is a predicted model, not a curated record. Gene Ontology annotation, biological process: protein import into peroxisome matrix. Gene Ontology annotation, cellular component: cytosol; peroxisomal membrane.